This is a messenger RNA of Danaus plexippus (monarch butterfly), 909 nucleotides long. It is a transcript of the gene CSP1, whose product is annotated as ejaculatory bulb-specific protein 3-like. Bases 59 to 430 code for a protein of 123 amino acids. The record is from RefSeq and is a predicted model, not a curated record. The transcript has 2 exons. Lineage: Eukaryota; Metazoa; Arthropoda; Insecta; Lepidoptera; Nymphalidae.
CGGAACUUUUUCACAUUUCGACUGACAAUAUAAUAAGAGACGGAGAAGCGCAAUUACAAUGAAGUGUGUCAUUAUAAUUGGGUUAGCUUUAAUAGGCGUCUGUACAUCAGAGGAUAAAUACACGGACAGAUAUGAUGAUAUUAAUGUUGAUGAGAUUUUAUCUAACAAAAGAUUGUUUACGUCAUACAUAAAGUGUUUAAUGGACCAAGGACGUUGCACUCCUGAGGGUAACACAUUGAAAGUACACGUAACGGAUGCAAUUCAAAAUUCCUGUUCAAAAUGCACAGAAAUCCAGAAAACGAAAGCCAGGAAGGUUGUGAACUACAUUCGCGAAAACAACAAAGACGUCUGGGACGAACUGAUAAAGAAAUAUGACCCUAAAGAUGAAUAUAAAGAAAAAUACGAAGCAUUUCUUGAAGGCAAAUUUUGAUUCCGAUAUAUACCCAUAUGAGGAUAUUUCUGAUUCAAAAUUUAAAUAUAUAUAUAUAUAUAUAUAUAUAUAUAUAUGAGGUAAUUGAAUCAUAAAUUAUUAUAUAUCUUGAAAAUAUUUUCUUUUUUGUUUAAUUAAAAAGAAUUACAACAAGAAUAAUAAUACCAUAUUUUGUAAUAUAGCAACAUUUAUCUAAAUGUUUAAUUAUUAUAUUUAUAUUAAAAAAAAAAACUUCUAUCUAUUUUUUAACAUUAUACUACAAUUUAUACGGAAAUAAAUAUUAGUGUUUUAACGGACCACUGUUAUAAAGAUUAUUACAAACUCGGCUAACAAACGGUCGGUGUAAUGCACAGAGUGUUCGGAAAAACCUAGGAAGAUCAAAAACAUUUGUGAGUUUUAACUUAAUUGAUACAAACACAUAGAGAGUACGUUGAGAAAAAUGGAUAUAUGUACCUAUAUACAAUUUUGCUAUUGCUUAA